AUGAAAUCAAGCAAAACGAACUACUCACAAAAGCAAAUAACGAUGACCCCCCCCCUCAAUCUUCAUGUCUAUUGCAACAAAAAUGCAAUUUUUUAAUAUAAAAUUUUAUAUAAAAAAAAAAUAAUAAUUUUCAUGUCUCUUGCAACAAAUUAUAUACAUUAAAAUGGCGACACGUGUCAACCUGCCCUCUUGGCGCAGCAGUCCAGACCUUAUGGCUACGGCGAACUGGGACGGACUCCAAGCCGAGAAUCAGGCACAGGCUCAAGGAGUGUGUAUCCGGGUAGGUUUUGACUGCUUUCCUGUGAUUGGAAAUGGAGGUGCUCAACAACGUCCUUUGGAUCCGAGGAUCUAUGGGUAUUCCUCUAACGAGAAACUGGGGGUUCGGCCCAGGCCACAAGGGAACAGUCUUUUUUCUGUAGCUGUCGAAGGAAGGCACUUUGACACCCAAUAGACUCCAAGGAUCCUUGGAAUCAAGCUACUCCAAUCGCCCUUAACAGGGCCGCCGAAAUCCAUAAGCCGCCGACUCAAGACUGAACUCCCAAGGCAAGGAGGAGACAGAAGGUACCGGAAGGGCACUCGCAAGAGGGAUAGAUCCUCUGAGCUGGAGUCGAAAAGCGAUAGAACCUUCCGUACGGGAGGUCUUUAAUGACUGCGUCAUCAAUAUGGCUAGCGCCUGUCUGUAAUAAUCCUAAUCCUAAUCCUCUUGCAACAAAUUUUCGAUGCGCAUCUUAAAAUUUUCCGUACUUUUUAGCUAGAUAAGAUUAAUAAAAUGGCGAGAGAUGGCGAUAGCCGUUCAAAUCUCGAUGAGAAGGUCAUUGGCACACCUACAGCAGCGCUGUUUUAUGGUUUUUUUGAGAAACUCACCUAGAGAAAAAUGCAUUAAUUUUUUUUAUAAAAAUGUUGUGUUGCAGUAGGCAUGAAGAUUUUUUUCGAAAAAUUUUUGUUGCAGUAGACAUGAAGAUUGAUGGGGGGGUCAUCGUUACACAAAAGCAUUCAGCUGAAGAUCUCAAACCAAGUCAAAGCUGGGUCAUGAGCAGAUUAGAUUGGUUUUUAUAUGUCGAAGAGAUCUUCAACUCUGCUAAAUCUAAUCCGAAAUCGUUAAAGGUGAAUGCAUUUCAAGUAGUGAAAUCCCUCGAAAAGAUAUCAUCAAAGCUCCCGUUGGUUUCUCCAUCCAAAUACCGUGCGACCAAGCAAUUGAUUGCAUACUCCUAUAACGAAGUGGUCAAAAAGAUAUUAGAGUUUAAUCAAGAAUUCGAUUGUGAUGAGCUGCUUGACGCAUUAAUUGACAUAAAAGAUAACUACUCCCACAAAGAUGAAAACGCUAGUACCUUAAAUAUCAGUGGUUUGCAAGAUGCUGGCAAAUUUGACGUGACUAGACUAUUAAUCUCUCAAAAUGAUACAGCUAAAAGAUGUGUAAAGCCUUCAUCAUCUAAUUCUUUAUCAAUUACAAACAUAUCUCAAGGAUUUUCUAUGCCUCAGCUUCCAGUCCAGAUUCUAUAUUUAAAUUUGUCAUCAAAUAACAUUUCAGAGACGGAAUGAAAUAUUCCGCAAUCUUUGAUUUUGCUUAAUUUGAGCAAUAAUUUAUUGACAGAAUUUUCUAAUUCAUUACCACUUGUCAAUUUGCAGUAUUUAAAUUUUAAUGAAAAUCAGCUGAGCUAUAUUGAUGGGAUUGCUGGGUUCAAAGCACUAUUGGAAAUUUAUAUUAAAAAAAAUUCAAUUGCAAACAUUGGUUCUUUAUGUAAAAUCAGCAAUUUAAAAAUAAUUGACGCUGAAGAUAAUAUGAUAGAAAAAUAUGAAGAUGUGGCGCCUUUGGCACUUUACUCCCCCCUCCUCCGUGAGUGAACAAAAACAUUAGAAAAAUCGCUAUUUUUUGCCCAAAAACCCAUCCUCCGUGAGUGAACAAAAAUUUUUUUUAAUAGAAAUUUUUUUUAUGGAAAAAAAAAUUUGAUAUAUAAAUGAUAAUUAAUAUAAAGAAAUCUAGAGCUAAUUCUGUUUAAUUUUAAACGAAUUGCCUUUUAAAACAUAAAUUUUCUAAUUAAAUUAAUAUUUGCUUUCCUAUAUUUGCGAAUUAGGAUUUUUUUAAAUUUUGAAAAAAAAUAAUUUUUUAUAAAAUUAAUAUAUAAAUUGUUUUUUAAAAAAAAAACAAUUAACCCCCCUCCGUGAGUGAACAAAAUUUUUUUGUUCACUCACGGGGGGGGGAGUUAGUACAAAACUGCAAACGCUAAAUUUAAAAGGCAAUAAAAUUACGGAGGCACCAAAUUACAAAGAGUUUAUUCCUCAUUUAUUACCGAAACUCAGAUAUAUUGAUCCCCCUGAAAUUUUUUCUUUAUCUCAAUGCCAAUUAUCUGACUUUUUAUUUCCAACUUCCUAUAAUAUUGGUUUCCAUCAUAAAAAGCAUCAAAGCUUGCCAUCAACGCCAAUUCAUAUAUGCCCUAUAAACAUUCACGAAACCCCGAUUCCUUCUAAGCCUCCCCAGAAGUACUUUAGCGAGCUCUCUGAAACCCAUAAAAUUGACUUAAGUCAAAUUAGCUGCUCAGCAAUAAUAAAAUCUCAAGGAAAUAAUAUUGAACUUUAGAUGGCCUGAGUACUAAAAAAUAAAUUAUAAGCUAAUUAGAUUUUCAUUUCAAAUUUACAAAUUUAUUUUUGCCUUAUAAUAAAAAUUAACCUCUUUAUAGCGAAUAAUUAUUUUCACUCUACCAAGAGAGAAGAGUCAGCAAUUUGAAUUCGUCAAAAAUAUCGACCCCAAAAACCUGUACAAGGCCAGGCUCCCCUGUAUCAACUGAUAAGAAAAAAAUAUCAAGAAGCACUAAUGCAUCGCCUAGACCAGGAAAAGUAGGUCUGAAUAAGCAGUUUAGAACCCCAGGAAAGUCAAAUAAAUUACUUAGAUCUAGCCUAGUGUCUACAGCAAGGAUAAAUGAAGCUGACGAAUCUUAUUUGAAUUUUUCAAAUGCAAGCAAAGUGAGUGUAAUCAAUAGCGAAACAAUUACAAACUCUAUGAAAAUAGGAUACGGGAACCCAGUUGCUGCUAUGAUGAUUAAACCUGCCACACAUGCUAGGAAUAGAGUGAAAUCAAUGGGAUAA
This is a messenger RNA of Blepharisma stoltei, 3081 nucleotides long. The record is from the annotation of a GenBank genome assembly. Lineage: Eukaryota; Ciliophora; Heterotrichea; Heterotrichida; Blepharismidae.